Messenger RNA from Ooceraea biroi (clonal raider ant), 3097 nucleotides. It is a transcript of the gene Vps52, whose product is annotated as vacuolar protein sorting 52. Lineage: Eukaryota; Metazoa; Arthropoda; Insecta; Hymenoptera; Formicidae. Gene Ontology annotation, cellular component: GARP complex. Gene Ontology annotation, molecular function: syntaxin binding. Gene Ontology annotation, biological process: retrograde transport, endosome to Golgi; Golgi to vacuole transport; lysosomal transport. The record is from RefSeq and is a predicted model, not a curated record.
AAAAUUGGAUCUUACCUUUGACAGCUCUGACAGCACUUGACAAGUGCUCGAGUGUUUGACGUGUUUCACCAUGUCUGAGAGUUUCGGCAAUUCAAGAUUAAUUAACUCUGCUUACACGUUAUGAUUUUACAUCAAGUUGUUAAAAGUUAAGAAUGGCUGAAAUAGAUAUUUUCGACAAUAGCGAAGGACAGCUGCCACAAGAUCUGGGCGACGAUGUCGUUCAAGAGGUUCUUAAAACUGGCACCGACUUGCGUCAGUAUUCCAGGCAGAUUGAAAAGGAGCUCAAGGAGGUCGAAAAUAAGUCGAUUCAAGAUUACAUUAAGGAGAGUCAGAACAUAGCCAGCCUGCACAAUCAAAUUGCUGCUUGUGACAAUAUUCUGGAGAAAAUGGAGUCAAUGUUGAUGAAUUUUCAGUCGGAUUUAGGGAGUAUCAGCUCCGAAAUACUUCACCUGCAACGUAAAUCUGUCGCUAUGACCCAACAACGAUCUAAUAGGCAACUAAUACAUGCUCUUCUUAAUCAAUUCAUCGAGGACAUGACUGUGUCUGAAGCUCUGAUUGCUGGCAUUAUGGAUUGUCCUGUAACUGAAAAGGAGUUUCUAGUUCAGUUGGAAACCCUCAAUCAUAAGAUUAAUUUUGUAAAAGAACAGAGUUUUAAAGAGGCAAAAUCCUGUUUGGAUAUAAAGGAUAUAUUAGAGAAGCUGAAGGUAAAGGCAAUGGCAAAGAUCAGGGAAUAUUUGCUGGAGCAAAUCUACAAGUUCAGGAAGCCAAUGGCAAAUUAUCAAGUGCCGCAGAAUAACAUGCUGAAGUAUAAGUUCUUCUUCGAGUUUAUCUUGGCAAACGAGAGAAAUGUGGUGGAGGAGAUCUGUGGAGAAUAUGUCGACACUAUGAGCAAAGUAUAUUACUCAUACUUCAAGUCCUAUUGUUCAAAAUUAAUGAAAUUGCAGUUUGAGGAGAGAGCAUCGAAGGACGAUCUGAUGGGAGUGGAGGACACGGCGAGCAGAGGUAUAUUUCACAAAACAACAUUGAAGCACAAAGGCACUGUCUUCUCUAUAGAUAAAAGAGAUGAGGUUUUGUCCACCCAAUUUGAAGCGAGCAUUAUCAUUCCACAUGUCCAUAAUCAUACUGCCUCUAAGACACGGUAUCAUUACGAGGCUUUGUUCAGAAGCAAGCAGUACGCUUUGGUCGAUAAUGCUUGCAGAGAAUAUCUGUUCCUGGUCGAAUUUUUCAAAGUUCGUAAUAAACAGGCAUUAGACAUCUUCAAUCAGGUCAUGGGAAAGACAUUGAUUCUCAUGAAAAAGAACUUGCAGUCAUUCGUCGACGAUUGUUACGAUACGAUCGCUCUGUUUCUCUGCUUGCAUUUGGUGAUGCGAUAUCAGUUGAUAUGUCACAAGAGGGCUGUGCCAGCAUUGGAUAACUACUGGGAGGACUUAACAGCCAUUAUAUGGCCUAGGUUUGAACGCGUGUUCCAAUUAAAUAUACAGAGUAUAAAGGAUUGCGAUCAAUCGAAAUUCAACAAAGAGACUGGUCCACAUUAUAUUACCAGAAGAUAUGCAGAAUUCAGUGCAGCAAUAGUAAGCAUAGUCGAAGGGUUUCCCUGCGAAGGUGCGACUCAGUUACUGGCCGAACUACGAGACGCCGUGCAAUGCUUUCUGCUGAGGAUGGCAUCCAUCUUCCCGAAUCGAACGCAGCAGUUGGUGUUUCUUAUCAAUAAUUACGACUUGAUACUUGGUGUGUUAAUGGAAAGAACACGAGACAACUCGAAGGAAGCGGAGAGCUUCCGCGAACUGUUGAACGCGCGCUCCUCCGAAUUUGUCGAGGAAGUGCUGAGUCCGCAUUUCGGCGGUAUAAUCCAGCUGGUGAAGGAAUCGGAGGCCCUGAUCGAUAAGGGCCAGAUGGACGAUUUGAAACGGCAGGAGGGGAAAGCACUGGCUCUGGUGCAGUCCUUCACGAACAAUUGGAAACGGGCGCUGGAGGAGAUACACCGGGAGGUGCUGCAGUCGUUUCCCAGUCUGGUACUCGGCGGGGCGCUCGUGCAACGCACGAUGACACAGCUAGUGCAAUAUUAUCAUCGUCUCCACAAGAUACUGCCGCCGAAUGCACGCGCGCAGCUCACGAACAUACAUCACAUAAUGGUAGAGAUUAAAAAGUAUAAGACAAAUUAUUAGGCAGUCUCCUGGUGGUACUGAUCGUUCGAACGGCACUCAUCAAUAAUCGCUAAUAUAUUAUAAAAGAAUCAUCGUUGUAAAUAGGAUAUAAUCGAGUUAAUAACUAUUUAUUAGAUAAAGAUGGUAAACUUUAAUCUAUCACCGAGCAUUGUUCGGGAGAAUCGGGGGAACGACGGUGCAAAUACACACUCGCAGAAGUUAAAUUCUGUACAUUUAUUUAUAAAACGAUACGACCUAUGAGUAAAAUGCUAAGCAUGGUACUUACGUUACCAUUCUAUACAAUAGCGAUUAUAAUCUCUCCAUGCUCUUUUGUGCACACACGAGAGCGCACGAAUCUCCAAAUGUAUAUGUAUAUAUAACAUAUAGAUAUUUAUAUUAUAUAAAUUAGAACGUAUACACACACACGUAUAUAAAAGUUAAAAAGUGUGGUUUCGUUACUUUUCGUUUUUCUUGGAUUUCGCGUCACUUAUGGCAUAACGUAUUAAUUUGUUAAUGACUGAAUUUUUUUACGAUGAGUAGGAUUACACUCAUUUACGGUCAUUUCGACGUGAUCAAAUUUUAUUCACCUUGCGAUCCAUGGCGCUCACGCAGGGAAUUUACGCCCAUUUGGUAUAUUGAGUUCACUGACCUUUCAAGAAAAAUUAUAAUACAUCUAAUGAUGUCUUAUGAAUAAUAUCUCACCUGCGUAGAUUGUAGUCCGUACUACAGUUCAAUUCUUAAUUUACGCUCACGAACCGUCGUUUUACAAUACACCGUCGAUAGCAUGCAACACUCCAUUUGUCGCUGGCACGUUAUGCGUUACCACGUGAGCCUCGUUUACACGCACUCGACCUACAAUAAUGAAACAAUAAUGUUCACUGAGUAACCUGAAAAAGCUAAUUGUUUUAAUUAAACACUUGUAUAAAAAUAUUAAUAAAUAUUAAUAUUAACAA